Laccaria bicolor S238N-H82 is the source of this 579-nucleotide messenger RNA. RefSeq lists its product as uncharacterized. The record is from RefSeq and is a predicted model, not a curated record. The coding region runs from base 1 to 579 and encodes 192 amino acids. The transcript has a single exon. NCBI's taxonomy places the organism in Eukaryota, Fungi, Basidiomycota, Agaricomycetes, Agaricales, Hydnangiaceae.
AUGUACACCGCCAGCGCCCACGAAAACCAUACCCCGCCCACGAAAACAUCCCACCACCCACCGAAAAACACGAGCACCCACCGAAAAACACGCGCCGCCCACCGAAAAACACGCACCGCCCACACGACAUACGACGGCACCACGCCGCCUACCAAAACCACCACGUCCACACCAACGCCACCCACGACGACGCCCCCAACGGCAACCAGCGCCCACGACGACGGCGACGACAACGUCACGAAUAACGCAACAACGCGGACACACGACGAAAACGCGAACACGCGACGAGGAGGCGACAACGAAAUGCGACACAACGAUGGGAUGCCAACGCGGGACGACGAUGGCCGAGGUCCCAGCCACACUCCCUCUCCCCUCCACCAUUCCCUCCCUCCCUGCCUCCUUCCCCCUUUCCUUGUCCCUCCCCCUUGCUCCACCAUUCCUUCCCCCCUUUCCGCCCUCCCCCCUUUCCUCCCUCCCCCUUCCUUGUCCCUCCCCCUUCCUUCCUUCCCUCUUUCUUGUCCUUCCCCCCUUCCUCCCUCCCUUCCCUUGUUCUUCCCCCUUCCUUGUCCCUCCCAAUAA